AGCACUCACUGUAGUGUAUUUUUAUGCACCAUGGUCACCACAGUACAAACAGAUGAGUGAAGUGGUCCAAGUACUAAGUAAAGACAAYCCACAUGUCACCUUUGUUAAGCUUGAAGCAGAAAAACUACCMGAAGUCUCUUAUAAGUACGAAAUUAGUGCCGUCCCAACAUUCCUUCUAUUCAAAAAUCAGAAGGUUGUUGACCGAAUCAAYGGAGCUAAUGCGCCUGAACUCACCAAGAAAGUCGACCAUCAUUCUAGCAUAAUAACGCCUCCUGUGGUWAACGACAGUGAACCAGMUAAAGAGGACCUGAACACUAGACUUAAAAACAUCAUCAACAGUGCUAACUGCAUGCUGUUUAUGAAAGGAACACCAGAUGAACCUAGAUGUGGUUUCAGCAGACAGGUUAUUGGUAUUCUGAAUGGUGUWGGUGCAGACUACAGUACAUUUGAUAUACUCAAAGAUGAUGAAGUUCGGCAAGGUCUUAAAAAAUAUUCAAAUUGGCCAACUUACCCUCAGUUGUAUGUAAAUGGCGAACUUGUGGGUGGUCUGGACAUCAUUAAGGAAUUGGCAGAAGAAGGUGAAUUAAAGAGUAUGUUACCUCCAAAGGUUGAUUUGAAGACAAGAUUGGAAUCGUUAAUAAAUUCUUCACCAGUGAUGYUGUUUAUGAAAGGAGACCAGGACACUCCCAGAUGUGGCUUCAGUAGACAAAUGUGUGAAAUACUCAAAAAAUACAAGCCAAAGUUGUCGCUUCAAACGUUUGACAUUCUGCAGGACAAUGAGGUACGUGAAGGUCUGAAGAAACAUUCAAACUGGCCAACUUAUCCCCAGCUCUACGUGAAUGGAGAACUUGUUGGUGGACUAGACAUAGUUAGGGAGCUUGAUGAGAAUGGUGAACUUGAAGAAACUCUUGGSUCAUAAGACUAAAUCAGAGACAAAGGUCAUCGUAGGCUGCUUUGCUGGCCAGUGCUUUGGGUUUUAUGUUGCUGAAAUGUGGUUUUCACUGUAGUGCUCUUUAUGCCCUUGUAAAGUCUUUGCCUCUUUCUUAACUGAAUGAAGUUGUGAUCUUUUGUGGUAGUGAUGAUAUUGAUUGAAAUCAAUUGAUUGAAACGUG
Exaiptasia diaphana is the source of this 1112-nucleotide messenger RNA. Its product is annotated as glutaredoxin-3. The record is from RefSeq and is a predicted model, not a curated record. Lineage: Eukaryota; Metazoa; Cnidaria; Anthozoa; Actiniaria; Aiptasiidae.